AUGCUACAGAACGAGAACUCUGAGUCUGCGACUGCCUGCAGCACUGAAUCUGAUCGAGAAGUGCAACGAAGGAAGCAGGAGGAGAUUCGGGCACUGACUGCUGCGAAAGCAGAGAGCAUGUCCAAGUUCAGGAGAAUGUACGAGAAACAGAUUGAUACUCAGGCCAGAGACAUAGUCAGUCACUACAGAAGAAGCACCCGUGAUGAGUUACAAAACAGUAAGAAAUAG
This is a messenger RNA of Enterospora canceri, 228 nucleotides long. NCBI's taxonomy places the organism in Eukaryota, Fungi, Microsporidia, Enterocytozoonidae. The record is from the annotation of a GenBank genome assembly.